This is a messenger RNA of Dicrocoelium dendriticum, 2718 nucleotides long. The record is from the annotation of a GenBank genome assembly. NCBI's taxonomy places the organism in Eukaryota, Metazoa, Platyhelminthes, Trematoda, Plagiorchiida, Dicrocoeliidae.
UGUCUGUGUUAUCCUACACAGACACAACUUUGAAACUGGUUAACGCGCUUUGCAAUUAUUCGGAUGUCCAAUUGUUUUACGUCCUACGCCGCCGCCGUUUUAACCCCGGAUUUUGAGCAUGUUUGCUCCGAUCCGUUUGGGGGGUAAACAUUUAAAUGUCGGUGCUUGUUGCGGUCUUCUCACGUUCGGGAUACUUUUGUUCGCAUGGAUCGUGGGAUUUAGUAUCAGGUUAUUCUCGGUUAUUAGAUUUGAGAGCGUUAUACAUGAAUUCGAUCCUUGGUUUAACUAUCGGGCAACGAAGCAAAUGGUUGAGAGCAGUUUCAGCUCCUUUUACAAUUGGUUUGAUAAGACUGCAUGGUACCCCCUGGGUCGGAUCGUUGGUGGGACUGUAUACCCAGGACUUAUGAUCACCUCUGGCUUUAUUCAUUUCCUGUUUCAUCUAUUUCAUAUCCCUGUCCACAUCCGGGAAGUCUGCGUGUUUCUGGCCCCUUUCUUUAGUGGGAUGACCUCUGUGGCCACUUAUUUAUUUACGAAGGAGGUUUGGAACAAGGGUGCUGGCCUCUUCGCUGCUUGCUUCAUUGCCAUCGCCCCCGGAUAUAUCAGCCGUUCUAGCGCUGGGAGCUACGAUAACGAAGGAAUCGCUAUCUUUGCUCUAAUGUUCACGUAUUACUUGUGGAUUAAGUCGAUCAAGUCAGGAUCAGUUUUGUGGUCUGCUGGAUGCGCGCUGGCUUAUUUCUACAUGGUGUCAGCCUGGGGCGGUUAUGUGUUUAUUAUCAACCUUGUCCCGUUGCACGUGUUUGUCCUUCUUUUGAUGAAUCGGUACUCCGUGAAAAUUUACGUGGCAUACACAACAUUCUUCAUAUUGGGUCUGCUGAUGUCAAUGCAAGUUCCUUUCGUUGGUUUCCAGCCUCUGAGAACCAGCGAACAUAUGGCCUCCGUUGGGGUGUUUGCCCUGUUGCAGGUAGUGGCUUUCAUCAGUUAUCUUCAAGAGCGUGUAUCCACCUACGGACUGAAGCCACUGUUUACCUUGGCCGCAGUCUGUUUUGCUGGGAUAGUCUUCCUCACUGUGAUUGGAUUAACUUACGCCGGAGUAAUUGCUCCGUGGAGUGGCCGCUUCUAUUCUUUAUGGGACACAACCUACGCAAAAAUACACAUUCCAAUCAUCAGUUCCGUCUCAGAACAUCAGCCCACUUCUUGGUGUUCACUGUUCUUUGACAUGCACAUUCUCCUGGUGGCAUUCCCUGCAGGCGUCUGGCUCUGUUUCCAAAAUCUCACGAACGAACGAGUGUUUGUGGUGCUCUAUGGCAUUUUUGCAUCCUACUUCGCCGGUGUCAUGGUUCGCCUUAUUCUGACACUGACUCCUAUAGUGUGUGUUUUCGCGGCCAUCUCAUUCUCCCGUAUGUUUGAAGUAUUCUUGGAUGACAAGGAAAGUGAAGGAUCAACGAAUGCUUCACCAAGGGACUCGAACGCCCUCAAGAAUGACCGACGAUUGUAUGACAAACCCAGCAAAACUACCAAACAAGUUGCCACAACUGAUGGUGUCGGUGAUGGGUCCAUUGUGAGCCAACCUGGCACGCAGUCGCAGUCGAACAAUGAAUCCACCUUCCGAUCAGUUGGAUGUAUUACAGUUAUCUUCAUAUUGUAUCUGUUUGUCUCGCACUGCGUAUGGGUAUCGUCCUACGCGUAUUCCAGUCCGUCCAUUGUGUUGGCUACUUACGGGCGGGAUGGAGCUCGCUACAUACUGGAUGAUUUCCGGGAAGCCUACUUUUGGCUGUGGCAAAACACUCAACCAGACUCACGGAUUAUGUCUUGGUGGGACUACGGAUAUCAAAUUGCCGGAAUGGCUAAUCGGACAACCUUAGUGGACAAUAACACAUGGAACAACAGCCACAUCGCGUUGGUCGGUAAAGCGAUGGCAUCCAACGAAUCUGAGGCCUACAAGACCCUGCAGGCUUUGGAUGUGGAUUACGUGCUGGUCAUUUUCGGAGGCUACAUCGGAUACAGUGGCGAUGACAUUAACAAAUUUUUGUGGAUGGUUCGUAUAGGCGGUGGAGAACAUCCGGACGAAAUUCAGGAGCGCGAUUAUCUUACCGAUAGAGGUGAAUAUCGCAUUGACAGUUCCGCUCCACCUAAAAUGCUCAACAGCCUCAUGUACAAACUCAGUUACUAUCGAUUUGGAGAGGUUCGAAUGGACAUGAGGAAUCCGGCUGGGUUCGACCGAACCCGAUCAGUGGAAAUUGGCAAAAAGCACUUUAAAUUGGAGUACCUGGAGGAAGCAUUUACGUCGGAACACUGGCUUGUCCGUAUUUAUCGAGUGCUUCCGCCGCAAAACACACCAGUGAUCAAACGCACCAGACGCCGCAUCCCAUCUCGGCAGUCUGGCAAGACUAGCCACAACCUCGUCGGACGACUUAAUUUCAACACUCGAAUCACUCGAGGCAAGCGCGCACGCUGAACGCACCAGAAGAGAAUGCACGUGAUGCUGUUCUCUUUGUUCUUUGUUGCGACUCCGAGCGAAUGUUGUUCACUUUUCUCACUGAACCUACAGGCUCUCUCUUUGCAGUGUAUAUUGUAUACAAAUAUUUUGUGACUGGUUUUAGGUACUCAAGUUUAUGUGGGUACUUCGGUUGAUCCACUGUGUGUGUGUGUGCUCCGAUGACUGUCGCCGCAGGACAGAAAGUAGGAUGCAUUCCACGUAGAAUUUCAUGUGAUACUGCC